AUGUUUUCUAAAACUAAACAGACAACAUUAACAAAUAAACAGAAAUUAGAAGUCUUAAACUAUAAAGACAAAAAUCCUGAUAUUAGUAACGUUGAUAUUGCUAAAUGGGUUAAAGAAACCUUUAGCUUAAAUAUUCAUUUAUCAACAGUUGGACGUAUAUUAAAACAGAAUAAUAAUACCUUUGAAGAAAUGCCUACUAUGAAAAGAUCAAGAGCUGUUACAUAUCCUGAGCUUGAUGAUGCAUUACAUGAAUGGGUUUUGCAAAAUCAAGCUUAUUUAAUAUUAAGCGAUGCUAUUUUAACAGAAAAAGCAAAAGCUUUUGCAAAUUUGCUUAACAUACCAGAAGGUCAACUUAAAUUUUCAUCAGGUUGGCUCUCAAGAUUUAAAAAACGGCAUGGAAUUGCAAAGAUAAAAUUGUAUGGAGAAGAUGCUUCAGCAGACGUUGAUGCUGCAGCUGCAGCUAUUCCAAAAUUAAACAGAUUACUAGCACAAUAUCAUCUACAAAACAUAUAUAAUAUGGAUGAGACCGCAUUAUUUUAUCG
Messenger RNA from Racocetra persica, 542 nucleotides. NCBI's taxonomy places the organism in Eukaryota, Fungi, Glomeromycota, Glomeromycetes, Diversisporales, Gigasporaceae. The record is from the annotation of a GenBank genome assembly.